AAGGCGCUGUGACGUCACGUGUCCUGUCAGCGGCCACUUCCUAUUUAGUUCCCCGCCGCGCCGGAAGUGAGUAGGGGCAUCCUGCGCUGUGCUGAAACUGAGAGGCGGGGAGAGCGAGACACAUACCGGCAACAUGCUGAUUAAAGUGAAGACACUGACUGGGAAAGAGAUCGAAAUUGAUAUUGAGCCAACUGACAAGGUGGAGAGGAUUAAGGAGCGAGUGGAGGAAAAGGAGGGAAUUCCUCCACAACAGCAAAGGCUGAUCUAUAGUGGAAAACAAAUGAACGAUGAGAAGACUGCUUCCGAUUAUAAGAUACAGGGUGGUUCGGUGCUACAUUUGGUCCUUGCCCUAAGAGGAGGCUGCUGAAAGAUGACUAAAAUUUCUUACAUAGUCUGUUAUGGAUUUUAUUUGUGGAGUUAUCACAUCCCUGUGGUCUUGCAGUUUGGGACUGCUCUCCACAGACAUUUUCCGUCUUCUCUGUAAAAUAUUUGAGAUUAUGUUGUUGUGCAUUGUUUUUGUUUAUCCUCUAAAUAAAUGAUCCUCAGAAUUCCCUGUUUUAGCACCAAUGCAGCAUUA
Nanorana parkeri is the source of this 577-nucleotide messenger RNA. RefSeq names its product neural precursor cell expressed, developmentally down-regulated 8 (gene NEDD8). The transcript is spliced from 4 exons. The record is from RefSeq and is a predicted model, not a curated record. Gene Ontology annotation, molecular function: ubiquitin protein ligase binding; protein tag activity. The coding region runs from base 134 to 367 and encodes 77 amino acids. Gene Ontology annotation, cellular component: nucleus; cytoplasm. NCBI's taxonomy places the organism in Eukaryota, Metazoa, Chordata, Amphibia, Anura, Dicroglossidae. Gene Ontology annotation, biological process: regulation of proteolysis; modification-dependent protein catabolic process; protein neddylation.